Nothobranchius furzeri (turquoise killifish) is the source of this 5754-nucleotide messenger RNA. RefSeq names its product popeye domain cAMP effector 2 (gene popdc2). Gene Ontology annotation, biological process: skeletal muscle tissue development; heart development; striated muscle cell differentiation. Gene Ontology annotation, molecular function: cAMP binding. The record is from RefSeq and is a predicted model, not a curated record. NCBI's taxonomy places the organism in Eukaryota, Metazoa, Chordata, Actinopteri, Cyprinodontiformes, Nothobranchiidae. Gene Ontology annotation, cellular component: sarcolemma.
UUCCAAAGUCAAGUUUUGACCCCUGCACUUUUUACCAUCCAAAAACAAUAUUACACUAUAUUAAAUUGACACUGGUUGAGCUCUAGGACCAAGCGGAAAACAACCGUUGGUGUUGAAGCCUGUUUCCCAUUAGAGCAUACUGUAAAGAUUCACACCCCACUCCAUGUCCCCCCACUUCUAAAGUGAAAAUUACGUCCAUGCUACGAAGGCUGUGAAAACAAAAUCGGCCCUUUUAUAUCAGUUAUCUCGCCGAGUGUAAACCAUCUACGCAUAACAGGUUCAUUAUCUGUUAUUAAGCCUUUGUAGCAGUAAGGUAGCUCUGGUGGAGCUGUGGGUGGAGGGGUCCAGGGCGCUGGAGGGUGUUUACACCUGAAAUCUGACCUGCUCUGCAGAUCCGUUUAUUUCUGUGCCUCUGAACACGCCCUCUCACCCUGUCGUCCUGCACUCAUGAAGUUUGGUAGAAACUCAGAAGUUUAAGAGUUCCAAUCUUUUCUUUAUGAUUCACUUAUGGUGCCACCUCUCCAUCCCGUUUCCUGCCCCUAUCUCUCUUUUAUGUUAAGUAGCGGGCCUGUUUUCUGUCAGUCGCUCUCUCCUUGAGUUUCAAUUCCAAACAUGGUGAUCCUUGUAGGGCCUCAUCAGUGGCCCCCUCCCCUACCCCUUCUCCGUCAGCUGUUGGCUCUUCAGAGCAGGCUGGUGGUGCAAGAGCACCGACGGAAAAGUGAAGCAAGAAACGCAACAGGAAGGCUCAGAAGGAAGGGACGGGGCAGAGAGCCAGAAGACAGGACAGGACACAGCAUGAGACGAGGAGGAGGAGGAGAAACCUGGUCCAGCUGUGUUUCUGUAACAAACAGAGCUGUGAGAACCUCUGUCUGAAGAAUUUUCCACUUCACAGCAAGGGAACAAAGCAACUUUUAGAUGUUUACUUCUUCACUCAGCAUCUGCCUGUUCCACAUUACAGGACUGAAGUAUCUCAAGGUUUAGUGGACCAGGAGCCCUUUAUAGGAACUGGCGCUUUCAUUUCUCCUGUGCUAUAGCUUCACCCAUUUUAAGCAUGACCGGUGACAACUCCACCCUUUGGGACAACUUGUUCUCUCCUCCAGUCUGUGAUGGCUGGAGCAACAACACAGAAGGGGCCAUCUACCAUUUGGGCAACACCAUCCUCUUCCUGGGCUACAUGGGGGGCAGUGGGGCCUACGGGUGCCUCUUCAUCUUCGGCUUCCUGCUUCCUGGCUUCUUGUGCCUGGCCCUAUGGGGCUGGAUGACGAUGUGUGGCCCAGACGUCUUCACCUGGAACAUCCUGCUGCUGCUGGCCUCCCUGCUGCAGAUCUGUCACCUCCUCUACCGGCUCCACCAGGAGGGCAUUCACAGCGAGGAGCUCUCCUCCCUCUACCAGCUGAUCUACCUGCCGCUGGGUGUGCCCGUCCAGGUGUUCAAGGAGAUUGCAAAGGCUUUUGAAAACAAGGUGGUGGAGCUGAAGACUGGAGAGAUAUACGCUGUGGAGGGCAAGACACCCAUCGACCAGCUCUCCUUUCUGCUCUCUGGGAGGAUCAGCGUGUCCUUGGAGGGUCAGUUCCUGCACUAUAUCCACCGUCACCAGUUCCUCGACUCUCCAGAGUGGGAGUCUCUAAGACCAAACGAGGAGGGAAGGUUCCAGGUGACCCUGGUGGCAGAUGAAGACUCCCGGUACGUCUCAUGGCGUCGCCGCCGUCUCUACAUGCUCAUAUCAAAAGACCGCUACAUUGCACGCCUCUUCUCUGUGAUGCUGGGAUUGGACAUUGCUGAGAAGCUCUACAACCUGAACAACAAGCUCUACAUAAAGAGUGGCGUGCUGCUGGACAUCCGUCUGCCGAGCCUCUACCAUGUCCUGGCCCCGUCCUCUCAGGGCAGCGAGGGUGGCAGCGUCAGUGAUGGAGGCAACACCAAGGAGCAGCACUCUGCUCCAGACCACCAGGUGUCCAGUCCUGGACAGCCUCAGCCUCCCAUACCUGCUCUCCAUGGACCAAACACAACAGCCCCAGAGUUUUCCCUGGCAAUGGAGCAUCAGCGCCCCUGGGCGCCAGAACCGGACCUGCCAACUGGUGAGGAUUCCACUAGCCUGGUCCUGGAGGACUUUGCUGAUGUGGCAGGAUCAUUAACGGAUUAUGGCAGUGAGAGAGAUUAUUUGAGGUAGAAGGGCAGGGAUCUGGAGCUAACACACUGGGUCACCACUUAAGCUACAUGAGAUGAGAGCAAUGAGAAUUUACCUCUUCAAUUCCAGAGAAGGAGAGCGCCGCUGGCUCCCACCAACACCCCCGAACUGUGAGAACAGUCCCUCCUGUUCUCACACGGGAGAGCCCGAUGCUCACCCCUGAACACGUGGAACAGAAAUUUUACCUCUGGUUUUUAAACUGACUGCCUUUUCACCCUGUCACCCCGAAGCCAAAGGGACAUCUGAUGUAUUUGUAUUGGGCUGAAUCUGUAGGAAACAGCUUUUUAUAAGUUUGUAAAGAUAAUGUUGUUGGCACCACACUACAGACACAUUAGGUUUGCAUUUCACACAACCGUUUCAGCUUUUUACAAAUGCACUUGAAUAUUUUGGUCAGUUCUAAGUGUAUUUCUGUGCCAAAGUGAUAAUUUGUCUAUUGUAGAUGGGUCUCUGAACAGCCUUUGUUCGGAGAAAUAGUGUUUCAGCCAAAGAGCACUGUUUAAACACAGCCAAGAGCAGAGUUUUAAAUUAGCUCCAAACCUCUGAAUGUCAUAGAAGUUUACAUGUCUUUGUUUUACAAACCUCUACACAGACAUCAGCUUAACAACAAAUGUUUAAUUUGUUGUAAAAAAAAUCCUGCAGGACUUGACCCCGAAUGACCCGGAAGUGCUGCAUUUAGCUUCUUUAAGCUUGUAAAUAAUUAUAUAAUUAAAAAAUCUGCUAAACAAUCAGAAAUGGUUUAUAGAAUUACAGAUGCAUGAAGUUGGAGAUUACAGCUUUUCUAUUAAUCCUGGAGCACACUGAAGGCACAUGUGUCGCGCUUUUGGGAAAUCAAAUGGUCACGCAGAAGCUGAGCGCUUCUUGGAAAGUCAUGCGAUAGUCACAACGUCACGCGGUACUUGAGAACAGAAAGCGGAAAGUGACUCGUUUUUACAUUAUCAGACUUGCCGUGGUGAUUUGUGAGACUAAUUCAUUAAAAAUGGGUAAGUACGCUAUUUAUUAUAAUGUUUUAAAGCCAAUGGUGCUUUAAAGUGAUCAAAACUGCGGUUGGGUAUCUGCUGUGAAGCUUUUCUGUGUCAUAAUGGCUGCUGUAAAGUUUUCUACAAUGUUGUAAACAGCCGCGCCACGGCACUUGAAAUACUACCAGAGCUUAUCUUCAGUGCCUCGGCGCAGCGCUCCCCGUAUAGAGCUCCGGGAGUUGACGUCACUUCUCCCGGCAUGCAACAGUUCAAAUCGAAACGGCGCCAUCUUGGCAGGCAGAAGCCCGCAGCUGGACUAUUUGUUAUUGUCAGAAAACUCAAUCAAACGGGAAAUAUGGUAGAUUCCUGUUGUGCCCCAGGAUGCAGAGCAGACACGGACGACAUAAGGAAUGAGCCUUCUACAGGAUUCCCCAAGAUCCGGAAUGCCGCAAACAUUGGAUCAUUGUAAUAAAACGCGCUAGUGACCGGGCUAAAAUGAAACUGUGUAUGGUAUUUAUUUCAAAUGCUUUUAUUACAAUUUUUAGUGGGCUUCCUAAACUUAUUUUGGCGUGGCUUUUUCUGUCUUAUUACUCAUAGCUACAAGUAAACAUCACGUAAAACGUUGCCUCGUGAGUUCUGCAUGCUGCCGUUUACGUGUUUUAUGAUCACAGCAAUUAACCAGCUAAGCUGUAUUUAAUUUUUAAGCAAUGGUUGAUCAAUUGUCAGAUCACACAUAAAAAGCACUUUGGAUUGCUAUUAUCUGGCUCACCGAGACAGAUCUCAGACAGAUCCUGAGACGCUCCUACCUGACAUAUUUAUUUUAUUCACGGAAAAAAAUCACACUAGUGAUUUCUCUUGGUGUUCAGUUUAUACAUUCAAACAGCACAGCUCUCUAUUUAAACUACUUAAAUGUAUUUGUCCAUCCAUCCAUCCAUCCAUUUUCAUCCGCUUAUCCAGAGUCGGGUUGCGGGGGCAGUAGCCUAAAGCCUGGUUUAUGCUUCUCCGUCAGCUCCGCAAGGGACAGCCACGCACGGAUUGACGGAAGCGUUUUGCUCUUUUACUUCUCCGUCUCCUGGAGAGUGUUGCAAAGCAAUUGCCCGGCAGGACAACAGAGGGCGUAGCGCUGUUCUGUGGUAUCCUGUGGUGUAUCGGUCCAAGAUAGUGUGUUAAUAUUGUGUUUUUUGUGUAUAUAAGAGACUUUUAACACGGACAUAUUUCUCUCUCAUUCUCCCAUCGCUUCAUGCGCUCCCCACCUCUAAACCCAGGUUUCCUGUAAUUUCUGUCCACAAAUAAAACGCUUGCUGCGCAUCUUUUCACUCCUCCAGUCAUGGGAGAAUUAAACGUUCAUAUUUUUAGAGUUUUUUCGCGAGGUAUUCUUCAAGCUUCUCCGUGUCUGCCGCUAGUUAUCCUCGGCUCUCUUUGCAAUGGUGGCGCCGUAAACAACAGCGGUGUCCUGACCAAUCACAAGCUUGCGUAAUCUGUCUCGUUUGACGGAUGUUUAAAAAAGUGGGCUCAACUCCGUACGUACUUGCGUGCCUGCUGGAGCCCUACGCAAGGGCGGAUAAUGGCGUUGCGUGUCUCCGCACUGACGCAGAUGGAGAAGCAUAAAUCAGGCUUAAGUCGAGAGGCCCAGACUUCCCUCUCCCCAGCCACUUGGGCCAGCUCCUCCAGGUCCAGUAAGAAGUCCGCUCCGACAGCUUCUGGCGUUUUAAAAAGUAUCCCAGGGGCACGGUAAGGGUCGGAGAUGUUUAGUCUAUUUAACUUCUAACUAUAUAAAACGAUUUCUUCAGUGUUAAAGUGUGAAGUAAACUCAGACGAAGUAAAAUCCAAGCCGAUCCCGUUCAUUUUGUUUACAUUUGUUGCCUGCCAACAUGGCGUCUACUCUCUGAGAGUCAUGUGACGUCCGGAGCUCUAUAGCCACUCUCAGUAACUAAAAUCAGCUGAAAUGACCAACAUUACGGUUUAUCCAGAUUGAACUGGAAAUCUUUUAUUUUGUUAUUCCGUUUUAAAUACCUUUUAAUUUAGUGUUUGUAGAUGUCUUUUUAAUUGUAUGUGUGUUUUUACACUGUUUUUAUGUGCUGUGCUGACGGCUGCAAAAGAAGUUCCUAACAGAUGAAUAAAGUGAAUUUGAAAUGGCUUAUUUUGAAAAUGACGGCACGGGGGUGAUGUGGUUUAGUGUGCCCCAGGCUUUAUUCUUUGGUUGUGGCUAAGCCGUUAGCUAAUCUAGCUGUAUGGCGUAUUCUCUAUUUCUUCAAAGAGAGGCUGUUCAUGAAUCCAUUUGGUAAGAUCAUUUUUGUUUAAUAACAACUACAUUUUAGAAAUGGGCAAAAUAUUUAUGUCAGAUUAAAUGAGAUUUCCUCCAUUAUUUGUCUGAUUUUUAGAUAAAAACAGAACGUUCAUCAGAAACGACCUGCCAGAGGGUCGUGCUUGUGUCAGACUUCCAUCGCUACACGUUUGUGUUUCGUUGGGGCUUUAAUGUCAGAGCCUGAUGGGAAUUUUCUCUGGAAUAGUUCCUUUUCCUUCUCACGCUGACAGAUCAUACCACGGUUAAAGUUUGACAGUAAAGGAGUGAGUUUUUAUGUGUUAAUAAAACAGGACUGAUGAGAAAAA